AGCACCACACCACAAUUUGCAAAGGGGUGACGUUGGAUGAGUAGGUAGUAACGAUUGGGAGGACCCCAUCUUCACCCAACACCAUUGUUCUCUCUCUCACCUACCCAAUAUCGCGUAGCAGCCAUUGCCCACAUAUAUAUAUACAACACCUUCAAUUUCUUACAUACAUAACAACCCAUUUCCACCCACCAAAUUUUGCAAAGGAGAGAGAGGUCAAAAUGGCAUUAUUUGUACCUGCCAAACAAUUUCUGGGAGCUCCAUCGGAUAUCGGAUCCUCUCGUAUUGGAUCUGUUCAGUUACCUUCUAACCUCUCUUCUUCCAACAUUCAUAUCAUAUCUCGUCCUUCACACCCCAAACGCCUAGAGAUACAGGCUGCUGGUAGUACAUAUGGAAAUUACUUCCGUGUUACAACUUUUGGAGAAUCUCAUGGUGGUGGAGUUGGUUGUAUUAUUGAUGGAUGUCCCCCCCGUCUCCCACUUUCUGAAUCUGAUAUGCAGGUGGACCUUGACCGAAGGAGGCCAGGUCAAAGCCGGAUUACCACACCAAGGAAAGAGACUGACACUUGCAAAAUAUCAUCAGGCACUGCAGAUGGGCUGACUACUGGAUCCCCAAUCAAAGUUGAAGUACCUAACACUGAUCAGAGAGGAAAUGACUAUAGUGAAAUGUCGCUUGCUUACAGGCCAUCUCAUGCAGAUGCCACUUAUGACUUCAAGUAUGGAGUUAGAUCUGUACAGGGGGGUGGUAGAUCAUCAGCCAGAGAGACCAUUGGGAGAGUUGCCGCUGGAGCAGUUGCUAAGAAAAUUCUCAAACUUUAUUCUGGAACUCAGGUUCUUGCUUAUGUUUCUCAAGUUCACCAAGUUGUACUUCCUGAGGAUUCAAUUGAUCAUCAGACUUUGACUCUAGAGCAGAUAGAAAGCAAUAUUGCCCGAUGCCCCGAUCCAGAAUAUGCAGAGAAGAUGAUUGCUGCCAUUGAUGCUGUACGAGUGAGAGGGGACUCUGUUGGUGGUGUUGUAACUUGCAUUGUUAGAAAUCUCCCACGGGGUCUUGGUACACCAGUCUUCGAUAAACUUGAAGCUGAGCUAGCUAAAGCUUGCAUGUCAUUACCUGCAACAAAGGGUUUUGAGUUCGGAAGUGGCUUCGCAGGCACAUUCAUGACUGGUAGCGAGCAUAAUGACGAAUUCUAUAUGGACGAGCAGGGCCGAAUCAGGACAAGAUCCAACAGAUCUGGUGGUAUCCAGGGCGGUAUAUCAAAUGGGGAAGUUAUCAAUAUGAGAAUAGCUUUCAAGCCAACUUCAACUAUUUCUAGGAAGCAACAAACUGUGACGAGAGACAAACAUGACACAGAACUCAUCGCUAGAGGUCGCCAUGAUCCUUGUGUGGUUCCCCGAGCUGUUCCAAUGGUUGAAGCAAUGGUAGCCCUGGUGCUUGUCGAUCAGUUAAUGGCUCAGUAUGCACAGUGUAUGAUGUUCCCAAUUAAUCCUGAACUACAGGAACCCUUGAAGUCAUCGACACCUGAGUCAGCUGAGCUUACCCUCUGAACGGAGCAGUGCAGCUUUGUACCUUGAAACAACUUCUUGCUAAACCUAUCCUUAAAAUUUUUUUUGUUUCCUGCUGAAGAGUGUACUACUUGUGGCCUUCUGUUUUAUCAACCCUUACUGUUUAGAGAAUAUAGAUAUCUCCUGUUUGCCUCUUUAUCUCUCACGGAUAGGCAAUGUUCUUAAGUUACAGCAAUGUAUUAAGUUUUGUGCCAUGGAUUAGGCAAUCUAGGUUCUUGUUUCAUUUAAAACCUCAUGUUGUAUCUUUGUACUUCUCCGCCUGCUUAUCUUUUGUUCGGCGUUGAAAGAAUUGUGAUUAAUGAGUCCGGGUAAAAUUGUUAUUGUAAGCGGUAUGAAUCUGUUCAUGAUUUUUUAAAAUUAAUGAAAUAAAUUUGUUGUCUCAGCAA
Lycium ferocissimum is the source of this 1942-nucleotide messenger RNA. Its product is annotated as chorismate synthase 1, chloroplastic. Gene Ontology annotation, molecular function: FMN binding; chorismate synthase activity. The record is from RefSeq and is a predicted model, not a curated record. Gene Ontology annotation, biological process: chorismate biosynthetic process; aromatic amino acid biosynthetic process. NCBI's taxonomy places the organism in Eukaryota, Viridiplantae, Streptophyta, Magnoliopsida, Solanales, Solanaceae. The transcript has 14 exons. Bases 219 to 1538 code for a protein of 439 amino acids. Gene Ontology annotation, cellular component: cytosol.